Cinclus cinclus is the source of this 741-nucleotide messenger RNA. RefSeq names its product RAB15 effector protein (gene REP15). The record is from RefSeq and is a predicted model, not a curated record. The transcript has a single exon. Gene Ontology annotation, biological process: receptor recycling. The coding region runs from base 1 to 741 and encodes 246 amino acids. NCBI's taxonomy places the organism in Eukaryota, Metazoa, Chordata, Aves, Passeriformes, Cinclidae.
AUGUGGAAACGACCUCCUCCAGCAGAGAAAAUGGGCCAGAAGGUCUCCCAGGAGGACAACCAGGAGAGCAAGGCUGAAACUCUGGCCAUCUGUGAAGUCUUCAGCCAGGGUGUGCUCCACGCGUCUCAGAGGCUGAAGGACUAUCUCGGUUUUGUGGAUCCUCAGAGCAAAUUCCAGCCAGCCACGAACACACUGAGCGAGAUCUUCCUGGUCAACUUCAUCAGCUUCUGCGUGGGAAAGGGCGUGGAGGAGCAGAUCAUGACCAGCAAAAUGACCAAGCAGCAAUCCUCUCUGUUCGGAGUGGACUGGAUCUGGACUCUGUGUGGGUCUGACAAGCAGGUCAAGCUCCAGAUCGCCGUGCAGGCUUUGCAGCCGGCCGAGCUCUUCCAUGGCGAGGGCCCUGCCGAGGAUUGCUGCCGGGAGGCCACGCUGGCCGACGAGUGCUUCCAGAACAUGAGCAGAUUUGAGAAACUGGCCGAGUUCUGCCGCCUGGUGGGACGUGACUGCCUGGGCCUGUUUGUCAUGUUCGGUGUGCCAGGGAAGCCCAAGGAUAUCCGAGGAGUCCUGCUGGACAGCGUUGCCAAGGAGGAGCAAAAAUGCCGCCUGUCGGGUAGGAAUGCGCUGCGACAAUUUGUCACCAGCACUGACAGCUCCCUGCCCACAAAAGACAUGCUGGAAAAUUGCCUGGGCACCAAAAACGGGCUGAAGGACGUGGGCAAUGUGUACAUAAACUUUGUGUGA